This is a messenger RNA of Aphanomyces invadans, 467 nucleotides long. RefSeq lists its product as hypothetical. Lineage: Eukaryota; Oomycota; Saprolegniomycetes; Saprolegniales; Verrucalvaceae. The record is from RefSeq and is a predicted model, not a curated record. The transcript has a single exon. The coding region runs from base 1 to 324 and encodes 107 amino acids.
AUGGCGCUCCUCCUGACGACGUUCAAGCAUACGCUGUGCCGAUUGACCCCGCCGGCCGUCCGCGGCGACACAAUUGCCCCAUUCAAUCCCCCCAUCGUCGGCAUCGACCUCUUGGACUUUGUUGUCCCUUGGUUUUUCAAUUUGCACCAAAAAAACCACGAUCCGUACGAAAAACACAUUUUGUUUAAACACGUCGAGUACACACCACAGGGCCUGAGCCACGCCGACCUGGUGUGCCUACGACGUCGGACCCAUGUUCUGCGGCCAAAGUGUGUGCCCCGCUGUCACUUCAUUCCAGCGCGGCGCGGGUCGAGCGGUGGGUGACCACGUCAAGGUCUCGUUGGAUACGUUGGAACGAGGAAUGUUGCCAUCUACGACAUCGCAUGGAACGCACGAUGCACCACCACCAGCCCAUUCGUGCUCGUUUCAACCUACCAACUGUAUCGCCAUCGCGCUGAGUAGUAGAC